Molecule: messenger RNA, 1088 nt
Organism: Ooceraea biroi (clonal raider ant)
Lineage: Eukaryota; Metazoa; Arthropoda; Insecta; Hymenoptera; Formicidae
Gene: mRpL46
Product: mitochondrial ribosomal protein L46
Cellular component (GO): mitochondrial large ribosomal subunit
Molecular function (GO): structural constituent of ribosome
Source: RefSeq, a predicted model, not a curated record
GCACUGAAGGUAACUGUGAUUUGACCGAGUGUUUUCUAACCUACCAAGUUAAUUUAAGUCCGUUUUGAGAUUUUUUGGCACGAUUCAGACGCAAAGCUUUGUAAUAUUAAUUAUUAAUGCAGAGUUUUGCGUAGUACAGAAUAAAGUAACAAUAAAUCAAUUUCUCGACACUUUCUUACAUAUUCCAUUAGUCAGGCUUGCGUUCUAGGUUAUUGAACAACCGGUGUGAAAUGCUCAAGCAAGGUUUAAGAUCGUUUGCAUUGUGUAAUGUAAAUCAGAUUUUACCAGGCAUAUCAAAAAAGGGAAAUACGAUAUGUGCCAGCGUGAUUCAGCCUCAGAAUGUUCAAACAUUGUGCACUGCCCCAGUUGUAAAAACAUGGGAUUUAUACAGUGCUGUCUGUUUAGAACGUCAUCCCAUUAUAACAAAACCGAUGCAAGAAAUAGAAUUAAAAUUUUAUACUCUGUUGAAGCAAAUCGAACUUGAGAACAGCAUGAUAUGUGAUUAUGAAUUAAAAGUGGAAGAAAAAAAACAGUUAAAGAAGGUAGAUGACAAUGCGGAUAUGGAUUCUCCCUUAUUGCAGACUGUACAGGACUUUGAAGAUAAUUGUCAGGAAGAAUUUAACAACUUUAAAUUUGCACCAAGGAUUACAAAAUUUGAUGAACAAAAUAUAACGUCAUCCUUGGAACGUAAACUGGAUCAAAGUUUACUCUUGCUGGUACAACAAAAAGUGGGUAAUAAGAGUUACUGGAUACCUCCGCAGGGUAUUCGGAAGGAAGGAGAGACUAUGCGACAGACUGCUAAAAGAGUAUUGCAAGAUACAUGUGGUACAGAGAUAAAAGCAAAAUUUUAUGGAAACGCACCUAUUGGAUUCUAUAAAUAUACUUACUCAAAGAAACUUCGUGAGCAAGGAAGUUACGGUGCUAAAAUAUUUUAUUUUCUAGCAAAAUAUGUAGAUGGAAGUAUUAACGAUAAUAAUGUAAAAUAUCAAUGGUUGAAUCAUGAGGAAGCCGAAAAAAUAUUACCUAAUGACAUGAGAAAGAGUAUUUCACAAUUUAUGAUAUUUAAUUAAAUAAAAUGUAAAACGUUG